This is a messenger RNA of Pediculus humanus corporis (human body louse), 960 nucleotides long. RefSeq lists its product as uncharacterized. The transcript has 6 exons. NCBI's taxonomy places the organism in Eukaryota, Metazoa, Arthropoda, Insecta, Psocodea, Pediculidae. The record is from RefSeq and is a predicted model, not a curated record. The coding region runs from base 1 to 960 and encodes 319 amino acids.
AUGCAAAAUAUAAAAGGAAGUAGAACCGAUCAAAAGACAAAAGCGGAAAAGGAAUAUAAAAAAGAACUGGAAGAACAAAUGACGAAAGAAGAAUUAAAAGUCGUCGAUCGUUGUGCAUUAUCACCUUUAGAAAGGCAAAAAGUAAAAGAUUCGUGGUUAGCAGUACCGAAAGAAUAUAAAAUACCUACAAUUGAUAAUCCUCCAUUACCUAAAAAGUCGCCCUACGGUUUAUCCAUACCGGCUUUAAAAGCCAAAUGUAGUCCGCACACGGAAAAAUUAGCCGUUGCAAAAGUUCAACUUCCGAAAGUUCACUACGUGACAAAAGCGGAAAAAGAGUAUAAAAAAGAACUGGAAGAACAAAUGACGAAAGAAGAAUUAAAAUGGUUAUAUAAAAAAACGAUACCAAUUCCUCCGAGUGUCGUUUCGAAAGCUGCACUCAAAGCUAAAAUAACUCCAAGAAUAGAAACUAUGGCACUUGCUAGACUAACUAUAUUAAACGAAACGAAAAGGCGAUAUUUUUCACGUUUAAACACGAAUCAAAAAAAUGCAAUUAAUCGUUACAUAAAAGAACAUUACGACACGUUCAAAGCAAAUUAUCCUCCAGAAUCGGAUACCAUAUACGUCCUCAACGGUGGAUCUUUGGUCCACGCUUCGUGCACGGGUAAAACUCAACAAAAGGGUGGAAAACGAGUUCGUUGCAUAUGCGAAUUAAAUAAAAAUCAAAGGAAAACAUUCCGUAAGAGAAUGAAACAAAUGGGAGCACCGAAAAAACCGAUUGUUCCAGAUAAAGGACCGGAUCGGGGACCUAAGAAAAAGAUAAAAGAUUUCGAACCGUGGUUAACUCUAAUGUCACAACCUAAAUAUCCAGGUGAAAGAAGUGAUGAACACAAAAUUCUCUCUUAUUCUCAACGCAGCAUCCCUUACAAUUCAAAUUACAUAGGAUUAUAUUAUAGGAAAUAA